This is a messenger RNA of Periophthalmus magnuspinnatus, 1038 nucleotides long. RefSeq names its product GTPase IMAP family member 9-like. NCBI's taxonomy places the organism in Eukaryota, Metazoa, Chordata, Actinopteri, Gobiiformes, Gobiidae. The record is from RefSeq and is a predicted model, not a curated record. The transcript is spliced from 2 exons. Bases 1 to 1038 code for a protein of 345 amino acids. Gene Ontology annotation, molecular function: GTP binding.
AUGGCAUUUAAGGCUAACAGACAGCUCUACUCUACUUUUACUCAGGCAAGAAGAACUUCUGCCAGGGGUGUGACUUGUGAUGAGGAGAUUCGUAUUGUCCUGAUAGGAAAAACUGGGAAUGGGAAGAGUGCAUCAGGAAACACCCUCCUCAACCGGCAUGUAUUCCUUUCAGUCUUCUCUCCAGGUUCAGUGACAACAGAGUGUGAAAAGGUCAGAGGGACAGUCCAUGGGCGGAGGAUCGCUGUCAUUGACACACCAGGAAUUUUUGACACCAAAUAUAAAGAAUAUGAAGUAGUGCAUAAGCUGAAGACUUGUAUCGCCAUGUCUGCUCCUGGACCCCAUGUCUUCCUCAUUGUAAUAAAGCUGGAGCGAUUCACCCAAGAGGGGCAGAAGUCUGUGGAGCUCAUCCAGCAGGUGUUUGGGGCCAGAGCCGUAGACUACGCCCUGAUUCUCUUCACUUAUGGAGAUCAACUGGGAAACAUGACAAUCGAGUCCUUCACCCGUCAAUGCCCAAAGCUCACCAGUUUAAUUAAAAAAUGCAAUGGUCAGUAUCAUGUCUUCAACAAUAAAGACUGGAGCUGCAGCCAGGUGCAACAGCUUUUAGAGAAAAUAGAAAGAAUGGUUGCAUACAAUGGGGGAAGCUACUACACAAACAAAAUGUUUCAGGAGGCUGAAAGGGCCGUCCAAGAGUCAAUGGAGAAGAUAUUGCAAGCCAGUGCUGAAAGAAAAAAACAGGAUGAAGAACUGCUUAAGGCCAAAUUGAAAGGACAGGAGCUGCAGAUCAAGUUAGAAGAGCUAGAAGAUAAAUAUAAAAUGCAGGCGAGAGAAAAAGCUGAGCAAAAGAACAAAUAUAUCUUUCCUGGUUUAGUCCUGGCUGCUGCUGAAGUGGGUGUGACGGUUGGCGCAGGUGCUGGUAUUGCCUGUGGUCCACUGGGUAUAGGUGUGGGUGCGGUGGUGGGGGGUAUAGUCGGAGCUACAAUAGGAUUGAUGGCACCAGCAGCAGUAGUAGCCAUCAGAAACCACUGCGUUACACAGUAA